Molecule: messenger RNA, 849 nt
Organism: Tauraco erythrolophus (red-crested turaco)
Lineage: Eukaryota; Metazoa; Chordata; Aves; Musophagiformes; Musophagidae
Gene: CLDN11
Product: claudin 11
Cellular component (GO): membrane; bicellular tight junction
Molecular function (GO): structural molecule activity
Source: RefSeq, a predicted model, not a curated record
CUGCAGCAGGGACUCACCGGCCAGCUUUGCUUGAACCCCAGCAGGCGCUCUCCUGUCCAACUCGCCCCACCAAGGGAUCGACAUGGUGGCCACCUGCCUGCACCUGGCUGGAUUUGUCUGCAGUUUUAUAGGGUGGAUCGGGGUGGUUGUGGCAACGGCCACCAAUGACUGGGUGGUGACUUGUGGCUACACCAUUACCACCUGCAGGAAAAUGGAUGAGCUGGGAUCCAAGGGGCUGUGGGCAGACUGUGUCAUGGCGACUGGUCUCUAUCACUGCAAACCUCUCGUGGACAUCCUCAUACUGCCAGGGUAUGUCCAAGCAUGUCGAGCACUGAUGAUCGCUGCCUCUGUCCUGGGUCUUCCUGCCAUCUUCUUGCUGAUAACAGUCUUGCCCUGCAUUCGGAUGGGCCACGAGCCUGGAGCUGCCAAGUACCGGAGGUCCCAGCUGGGAGGGAUCCUCAUCAUCCUCCUGGCCAUGUGCGGUGUCGUUGCGACGAUCUGGUUUCCCGUGUGUGCCCACCGCGAGACCACCAUUAUGAGCUUCGGAUACUCCCUGUACACAGGCUGGAUUGGCUCUGCCCUCUGCCUCUUCGGCGGCUGCGUCAUUGUCUGCUGCUCGGGAGAUGCCCAGACAUUCGGUGAAAACCGCUUCUACUACGCCUCAGGAUCCAGCUCCCCUACCCACGCGAAGAGCGCUCAUGUGUAAGCAUCCUGGGGAUGCCCCAUGGCUGCUGUCGGAUCCUUUGGCUGGUGGGUUUGUGUGCCCUGGGUUUGCUUCUACUGACACACAUCGCUGUCAGGCUCCCAGGGUGAGGUUUAGAAAAGCAGCACAAAUGUCUGGUAGUUUGA